Mucor mucedo is the source of this 1535-nucleotide messenger RNA. RefSeq names its product cation efflux family-domain-containing protein. Gene Ontology annotation, molecular function: monoatomic cation transmembrane transporter activity. Gene Ontology annotation, biological process: transmembrane transport; monoatomic cation transport. The transcript is spliced from 7 exons. Gene Ontology annotation, cellular component: membrane. Bases 78 to 1514 code for a protein of 478 amino acids. The record is from RefSeq and is a predicted model, not a curated record. NCBI's taxonomy places the organism in Eukaryota, Fungi, Mucoromycota, Mucoromycetes, Mucorales, Mucoraceae.
UCUCAGUUUCGAUUUUUAAGACUCCGUUAUACGUCACUUACAACAAAAAAUGGGAGGAGCAAAACUGUGCUUCUGUUAUGCAUUCUAAUCCACCAAUGACUCACGAAAAACCUGGUGGUAUUGCGAUACAGUCUUCUGCUCCAUUGUAUGCUCAAAAACAACAAGAGCAUCUCUCUGAAGAAAAGGUUCCUAGCAACGCCUUCACCAACGUAUACGCACCACCUGUGAACGUGCCAGCAAAUAACCAUGAACAUCACGAUCACCCACACACUGAGCCUCACAUUCACCAUGACCAUGCUCAACACGAUCAUGGCCACGACGAUGCCCAUCACGAUCACAGCCACGACCACCACGAUCAUGCCCCUGAGCACGUCCAUCACGAUCAUAGCCAUGAAAAAGUCCAUGUUCACCAUGGUCAUGCUCACGAUCAUGCUCACCACAACCAUAGCCAUGACCACGCUCAUCACGACCACGGACAUCAACACAGUUACUCGCCCGUAUUUACACGUCCUUUGCCUUCCUGGAUCCAUAUAUUCUCUCACCUGGCACCUGCACAGAAGACGAUUUUUACUUGGUUUUUAAUACAUGCUGGUAUUGGUAUUUGGCUAUACUGUAUGGGCACAAACAGAGAAAGUUUAUCAUUGGUCGGGUUCUCUUAUCUAAUGAUAUUUGAUGCAUUGGGCGUACUUAAUUCAUUUAUUUCCAGCGUUUUAAGAACAAACCCAGCAUUCGGCACUUCAAAUACAAAGCGACCAUUUGGUGCACAUCGAUAUGAAAUUGUGUUUGCUUUGGGUACCACCAUCUAUUUAAUGUUUGCUACCAUGCACAAUACAAAAGAAUCAUUAGAGCAUUUCUUAUUACAAGACCACCAUAAAGCAGAAGCUCACGACAAGGAAGACCACCAUUUAAAGAUUAGUUUGGGUAUGUUUCUUUUAGUGGGUGCUGCACUGACUGCUACCUGUCUCUCCAGUAUCACCUUGCGAAACCACGAUAAUUUUGUUCGCUAUUUAAGAAGACGACCCACCACCGUGCAUGGAUUUUCGUACAACGUGAUUAAUAGAGCUAGAGGAAACCCAUUCCAUGCAUUGCUGUCUAAUGUAUAUUCAUUAUCAAUUGUCUUGUGUGGAUCUGUCAUUCUUGUGGCUUACAUGUGUGGGAUCGCUACUCCUUUUGUAGAUAAGCUUUUGGCAUUAUCUGAGUCUGUUGUCAUGUUUUAUUUAGGCUAUCCUACAGCUAAAUCUCUUGCUAAGGUACUAUUACAAACCACACCCAACACAGUUCAAAACGGUGUUGAAAACAGACUUCGCGAGAUCCAGCAGGAUGCAAACAUCAUUCAUGUAGAUCGGGUUCAUUUUUGGCAAACGACCUAUGGCAAAUGUGUAGGCACAAUAGAGAUUCGAGUUAGACCCGAAGCAGACGAACAAGCCGUAUUACAAUUUGUCUAUCAAAAAUUAGAGGGCUUAACAAGUUCCGAUGAUAAUGAAAGUGAACUAACCGUCAGUAUUGUGAAAUAAAAUUUCUUUCUUAAAAGAUUU